CUCUGUCAUUGUAGGACCCUAGAAGCUUUUCAUUUUCAUGGAAAAUCUUUCACAUUCUCGGAAACCAAACAGGGGUUCUUCUCAAGCUGCAUUCACCAAGCGAACGACAACUUGCAAUGGCGCUACCAACUUCUCAGGCGAAACCAUGUACGACGACGUUUUCGGUGGUCCGCCGAGGUUCGGUGGCGGUGGCCCGACUUUGUCGCCGAGGCCCGAGGACUACACCGAGAUUUUCGGCGGAUUUCACGCGUCUCGAGGUGCGUCGAUUCCGGUGUUGGAUCUUCCCUUGGUGGACGACAACGAGGAGGUGACAUUUGAUGUACGGAACCCGAGGUUUAACUACGCCGAGAUUUUCGGCGGCUUUGACGGCUUGGACUUCGCUGCUUUGUACGAGGAGAUGAGACAAGCCAACGGCGUUGAUGAUCAUGAUCUUUGUGGUGAUUCAUUUGAAGAAGCUCGGAUGCAGGCAGAAACCGAGUCUCUGUCAGAAGAAUCGGAUCAUUCUGGAAAAUAUUGGUUCUUCUCGAAGGGAGAUUAUUAUGAGCCAAUUGAUAGUAGUAUGGAGUUCAAUAUAUCAUAUCAUAAAGCUAAUCUUAGAAGCAACAGAGAUAUGUCAAAUGGGAAUGGGGUUACACAUGUUGCUCAGAUGCAUGCUGAUCCUGAAUAUGCUUAUAUAAUAGAAACUCCCUUGCAAAAGACAGAAAACAAGAAUCCACCGUUGCAUGUGAAUGAUGAUAUCAGUCUUGAGUCCACUGGUGGAGUUACAAAGAAAAAAGUUCUUCGGAAAACUGUGUCCCAUCCUUCUAACUGGACUCCUGGUGGACAAACAUUUAUAAAUAACUCUACUCAAAGAGAAUAUCGAAGAAAUGGCUCUUGUUCUAAUGAGAUGUUUGUAACAAUUUCAGAAAUCAACCUAAGAACACUUCCAUCUGAUGUGCCACCUCCCUCUAGGCCUCCACCACUUGUUGGUGUCAAAAAUGGAGACUAUCAAAAUGGUCAACAAGCUGCUUCUGGAGGGAGAAUGGGUGAUAGUUCACCUCCUUACUUUGACGUUCAGAUAGAUGCAAGCUCAGCUGCUGCAGCCUGUGCUGCUGCUAUGAACGAAGCAAUGGACAAAGCUCAAGCAAAGCUGAAGAGUGCAAAAGAACUACAGGAGAGGAAGAGGGAGGGCAUGAAAAACUUUAUAAAACCAGGUUCCAAGUCUGAUGGAAAAGAUAAGAAGGAAAGGUCCAGUAAGGCCGUUGAUGACUCCAGUGAUAUAAAAGAUGAGAGAGUGCAGGGCAUGUAUGGAAAAGAAGACAGUGGAAUGAAAGUAUCUGUUAGAGAGGAGAGGCAAAACGCUGUGAAAACCCCGGCACCUGAUUCAUUGGAAGGUGAAAAACUUUUGAAUGUGCGCAAAAGAUUUGUAGUUGAGAAGCGUGGGAAGGAAUCCCAAUUGAUUCAAGAGUUUGAUGCUAUUAAUGGAGCUGAUGAAUGGCAGGAAGCAACUCAAUUUUUUGAAUUGGUUAGAAAAGAUAAGUCAAGAACCUGUUUUGAGCAGACAAACAAUGAGAAAUAUUUGGUCCAGAGCAUGAAAUCUCAUGAGCUUCAGCAGAAAGCUAAAAAGGCAAGCAUCGGAGCACCGGGGCAGCAACCAGACAGUGAUAGGAAAGUAGAAGCUGUUAGGGAAGACCAUGAACUGGAGAAAGUUGAGAGAGACAUGAAAACAGCAAAAGAAAGUUGUGAAAGGGGGGAACUCACUGGAAUAUCAAAACCAGCUAAAGAGGCCCGUAGGCAUAAAGGGCAAGAGAAAAAGGUAAAAGCCGCUCAAGAGGUUAUUGAACUGGAGGAGAAUGGGCAAUCUAUAACAGCAUGGAAAACUUUGGAAAACGGAAAGAAACCAACUGGAGCUGAUGAAUUAGGAAAAUGUGAGAAGCGGGUAAAUGCUCAACAAAAGGAAAAUCAAGUUGAAGUUGGGCAGGCUAUGGAACAGAAAGAGAAUGGGCAGCAGGAGAAAGAGACUAGUAAAAUUAUUGAAAAUCUGGAGAGAGUCAAGGAGUGUCAAGAAAGGGAAGAUGAGGAGAAAAGCUGGAGGGAAGUUUUUGAGCAGAAAAAAAAUGAGACAAAACUUGAACAGGUUCUUGUUCAAGCAGAGAAUGAGAAGAGAGAGGCUCUUGAGCAGGACGAAAAAGAGAAGAGAUUGAAGGAAGCUUGUGAACAACAAGAAAGCAAGAAGAAAGAGAAGGAGGCACGUGAACUAGAAGAAAGUGAGAAGAUAUGGAGAAUGGCUCUUGAACAGAUAGAGAAUGAGAAAAGACUAAAACAAGCAUGUCUGCACAAAGAAAAUGAGAGGAGACAAAGAAAGGCUCUUGAACAGGAAGAGAUGGAGAAGACACAAAGAGAGGCUUAUGAGAAAGAUGAAAGUAAGAGUAGACCAAGGCUGCUUACUGAUCAAGGAAAAGAUGAGAUGCAACAAAAGGUUAUUGAAAGAGAGGAAACCGAGAAUAGACUGAAAGAGGCUUGUGAAAAAGAAGCAAUUGACAAAGGGCUCAAAGAAGCUUGUGAAAAAGAAGAGCACACAAAGAGACUCAAAGAAGCUCGUCACAGAGGAAACAAUGAGAAAAUGCUAGAAGAGGCAGUUGAGCAAAAGGAUUAUGGCAAACCAGCAAAAGAAGAUACAGAAAAUGAUGUCAAACAAAAAGUAGUUGAGCAGGAAGAAAUUGAAGAAUCUGAAGAAUUGCUGGGAGUAAAUUUUGUGUACCAGCAAACUGAAAGGGGUGAAAACGGGAAGAAACUCAAAAUUGCUGAAGGAACCCAUAAGCAUGCAGAGGGAGAGGAUCCUGUGGUAUCUGAUGAGGUAAAUAAGCUGGAUUAUAGCAAGAAACGUCAAGAACUAUUGGUUGGAAAGAAUGAUCAAAACUGUGUUGAGCUGGAAGAAAUUGAAGAGUCCGUUCCUGAAGAAAAUGGAAAGAUGGAGGCUGAGUUCAGAGACAGUGAGAAGAAAUCGGAAGCAAUGGGGAAAGGGGAUGUCAAUGGAAAGUUCAUUGCAUCUGGAAUGGCACCUUGUGACUUAGAAGUUAAAGUUAAUCAGUUUAGAAAGGAUGAUUUCUCAGUCUUGUGUCAUCAAGAUGACGGUGUGAAGAAAGCUGUUGAAGCUGGAAUUGGCAACAGACAAAGAAAUGCUGAGAAGAUUUACAGUUUCCCUGGAAUGGACUCUGAUAAUGAUAACCAAGGGCUGCAAUUUGCUUAUGAAUGGAGGGAAAGAGCAACAAAUAUGAAGGAGGCCCAGGUUUCCUCACAUCUUGAAGAAAACAAGGACAAGUUUGUGUCUGCUCAAGCAGUGAAAGAGUCUGUUGAAACUGGAAGGAAACCAGAAGAAGCUAAGGCCUCUGUGUUGGAAGAGAAAGGAAGCACUCAGAAAACAGUUAAGCAGGUUAAGAUAAGUCAGAGCAUGGAAAGUAAAGACAAGAAUAUGAAUGAAAGCCUUACACCAGAAGAGAAGCUAGCUGAAAGACUGAAAAGAGAAAGAGAACUGGAAAAGGAACGUCUUAAAAAGAUGGAAGAAGAAAGAGAGAGGGAGAGGGAAAGAGAAAAAGAUAGGAUAGCUGUUGACAGAACAGCUAUUGAAGCUCAUGAAAGGGGAUACACUGGAGCCUGUGAGAGGGCAGAAAGGGCUGCUGUAGAAAGGGCAACUGCUGAAGCUCGUCAAAGAGCAAUGGCAGAUGCACGUGACAAAUUAGAGAAGGCAUGUGCAGAAGCUAGGGAGAAGUCUUCUAUGGAGGCCAGGAUCAGAGCAGAGCGUGCUGCUGUGGAGAGAGCAACUGCAGAGGCUCGAGAGCGUGCUGUAGAAAAAGCAAUGGCUGAAAGGGCAGCUUUUGAGGCAAGAGAGCGAGUAGAACAGGCUAUGUCAGAUAAAUUUUCAACUUCUUCUACAAACAGUGGAAUGAGAACUAGCUCUUCAUCCUCUGAUUUACAGGAUCAGCAUUUUCAGAGCACCCGCUCUUUUGGUGGUUUAAGAUAUCCGUAUUCUUCUGCUUAUAAUGGAGCUGAAGGUGAAUCAGCUCAGAGGUGUAAAGCUAGACUGGAGAGAUACCGACGAACAGCUGAACGUGUGGCAAAAGCUCUUGAAGAAAAGAAUAUGCGUGAUCUUCUUGCUCAAAGGGAGCUAGCGGAAAGAAAUAGAUUAGCAGAAAUUCUGGAUGCUGAUGUUAAGAGGUGGUCGAGUGGGAAAGAAGGGAACCUGCGUGCAUUGCUCUCGACUUUACAAUACAUCCUUGGGCCUGAGAGUGGUUGGCAGCCAAUUCCUCUAACAGAAGUUAUAACUUCAGUUGCUGUGAAGAAAGCUUACAGGAAAGCCACUCUUUGUGUUCAUCCUGACAAAUUACAGCAACGGGGUGCAAGUAUUCAGCAGAAAUACAUUUGUGAAAAGGUCUUCGAUCUUCUGAAGGAAGCUUGGAACAAAUUCAAUUCAGAAGAGCGGUAGCCCCGUGUUAGUAUGG
Messenger RNA from Durio zibethinus, 4478 nucleotides. RefSeq lists its product as uncharacterized. Gene Ontology annotation, cellular component: intracellular membrane-bounded organelle; cytoplasm; vesicle. NCBI's taxonomy places the organism in Eukaryota, Viridiplantae, Streptophyta, Magnoliopsida, Malvales, Malvaceae. The record is from RefSeq and is a predicted model, not a curated record. Gene Ontology annotation, molecular function: clathrin binding. Gene Ontology annotation, biological process: clathrin-dependent endocytosis; clathrin coat disassembly.